Funneliformis geosporum is the source of this 804-nucleotide messenger RNA. Lineage: Eukaryota; Fungi; Glomeromycota; Glomeromycetes; Glomerales; Glomeraceae. The record is from the annotation of a GenBank genome assembly.
AUGAAAACCGAUUCUACAAUAAAACAACGUUACAAAUCACGCAGACGUCGUCAGCCUCAAGGAACGACAUCUCGUUCACAAUAUGUCUAUGGGCUUUCUGUUAGAUCUGGUUCCUUAAUCUUAUUUGCAUAUGGAGCUCAUUUACAAUAUCGUGCACCAAAAUUACUUGAUCGUAUUCUAGACGAGUUUUUUGUUGAUGCUAAUGAUUCUCAAAAUGCUGGACCUAAUAUUAAUAAUAGGGUUUCACCGGUUUCACGCCAAGCAAAUUCACGGUGGCCAACUUAUUGGUCAGUUUUAUACUCACUCGACAAAGCACCUAAUUUAGACCCCCCGGUUAAUAACAUUAAUACACCAGGGAUAAGUUCUUGUUGUAAUGAAUGUUAUUUUCAACCACAUCAGAAUAUGUCAUGUUAUAAGUGCGCGUCUGCUCAAUAUCAAGGUUCAGAAUCAAUGACGAACCCAAAUCCUAAAUUACAAUUUCUUCAAAGAUAUGCAUCAAGAAUGAAUGCAAAAUUUGCUGGUCGCUCUGGAAGAUCAGUGUCAGGUGAAAAAUCACAUAAUAAUGGACGCCGUAAUGAAUGGCUCAUUACUGAUGUGAGACUUAAAAAAACGUACAAUAUGUUGAUCAUGCAAAACAUUCGGUAUGGAGACAUCUCUCUUUUAAGAUUUUAUCUUGACAAAUAUGGUGCGCCGAUCAACGCGCAAGUGACAUUUUCACAAGAGGAGCAAGUAUAUCUUGGGGCGGACAGCGAAUUAAUGAAAUUGUUAGAUGAAUACCGCAUACGCGUUGUUCUGACCCCUUGA